Messenger RNA from Penicilliopsis zonata CBS 506.65, 1334 nucleotides. RefSeq lists its product as hypothetical. The record is from RefSeq and is a predicted model, not a curated record. NCBI's taxonomy places the organism in Eukaryota, Fungi, Ascomycota, Eurotiomycetes, Eurotiales, Aspergillaceae. The transcript has 2 exons. Gene Ontology annotation, biological process: regulation of transcription by RNA polymerase II. Gene Ontology annotation, molecular function: transcription coregulator activity. Bases 355 to 885 code for a protein of 176 amino acids. Gene Ontology annotation, cellular component: mediator complex.
UGGCCCCUUCUGAGAUGGUGGUGAUAAUUCUCAAAAUAGAAACGAGGACAGGCUCCUAGACGAUGAUUCAAAGCUCGCCAGCAGUUCGGAAUGAAGAAAUGUGGGUAUAGAGGAUGGAGGUGCUUAGGUUGAAGGUGAUCUGGAGGUUUCGAACCUCACUUUCUGAUAUUGAACUAUCACCUUUCUGGUUUAGCGCAUCUCCCUCCACAAGGCUCAAGCUCUCCGGCUUAACACGUGACAUCACCUGCCUCUUCACAAGUUCAUCGAAGCCUCUCACUUGUGGCUUUGUUAAACCCUUCACUGCGUGAAGAUUGAGGCUAGGAAGCUCAAGUUCCCUAGGACAAGAGACUCAAUAUGAAUCAAUCACAGACUCCUCGAACCCUGACGUCUGCUGACCGCAUCCGCCAGCUUAAUGAGAUCGACAAGGAUGUCGCAAAGUUAAUACAAUCAGCGGGCCUUGCUGUCCAAGCCCUGACCAACGCCAAGUCAACGGACGAACCCUCCCCGCCGGACAGCUCCCUCGCAUCACGCAAAACGCGGUUCAAGGAAGCAACCUCGGAAUACUUUGCCCUCCUCUCAUCCAUCGAUGUGAGAUUACGCCGUCAGGUUUACGCGCUAGAAGAAGCGUCUAUCCUCGCCCCGGAGCCAGCGGUCUCGACGAGAAGUGGUGACACAGCUGCCGCCUCGACGGGGACUGCUGCUGCGGCGGCCAAUCCGCUAGACAUCAGUUGGCUGAAUAGCAGGAAAAAUACAGUUGGGAAGGAUAAGGAGGCCGAACUGUGGGAGUCGGCGAGAGAGUUCAUUGAGAAUUUCGAUAAGCGACCGGGUACAGAUGCGCCUGCAGUAAAGAGUGAGAAUCUCGACCAGAAAAUGGAAGUCGAUUGAAUCGACCACGCCGUCUAGAUGGGCCUACUCAAGUGCCUGAAAUCAAAGAGUCCAUCUUUACUAUCUUCGGGGAGGUUUCCCCACCCCAGACUGGCUGAGGUCUCGCCGGCGGUUCCUUAGCAGGCCGCAAGCUACGUAUUGUCCAAGUCAGGGAGAGUACAUGACAAUUAUCCUAUGUGCACAUCAGAGACGACAAGAGAUAAAGCAUGCAGCAUUGUAGGACACGAUGAUUAAUUGGACUCGAGUCCACGAUCCGGACUAAGAAUCGAGACAGUUCUCGCAUACCGUCCGUAUCGGUUUCUGGAUGCGGACCAGCCAAGAUCAAAGUGUAUUUAUCGCAAUCUCAGUGGAAGCAGUUGGAGGAGAUCUUAUAGAUUUUUUUCAUUGAAGAAUUGUCAAUGGAAUAGCCUCCUAUAGAAGUCAAGUCCGCAAUAUAUACGACUCUUUUC